AACUUACAUUAAUCACAUUAUAGUUACCAUCAUGAGUGAUUUAGGAUUUGAUCCAAGCUUGAAGAAGAAGAAGAAGAAAGUUGUGAGCACAGAGGAAGCUCCUUCUACCGAAGGAAGCCCAGCUGUAGCCGACACUGAUGAUUUGUUCUCAGGAUUGAAGAAAAAGAAGAAGGCAAAGAAGCCUGUUGAAGAACAAAGUUCUAAAUCCUCUCCUGUCCCAGCAGACUUGGAAGCUGAGUUCGCCGACUUGACUUUAAAGAAGAAGAAGAAGAAGUCUGUCAAAGCUGCCGAUGUUCUUGACUUUGAACAACAAUUAGAACAAGCUGGUAUUGAAGAAACUACCCCUACAGCAGAAGAAGAAACCACCACUGUUUCAGCCCAAGAGUUGGGAGGAUUGCCAUAUGAAGAGUUGUUAUCCCGUUUCUUCAACAUUUUGAAAGAGAAUAACCCAGAAUUGGCUGGAGCCAGAUCGGGACCUAAAUUCAGAAUUCCUCCUCCAGUAUGUCAAAGAGAAGGUUCAAAGAAGACCUUGUUUGCCAACGUCCAAGAGAUUGCCACUGUCUUACAAAGAAACCCCGAGCAUUUGAUACAAUAUUUAUUCGCCGAGUUGGGUACUUCGGGUUCGAUUGAUGGUGAAAAGAGAUUGGUUUUGAGAGGUAAGUUUCAACCUAAGCAAAUGGAAUCGGUUUUAAGAAGGUACAUCAUCGAGUAUGUCACUUGUAAGACAUGCAAGUCUAUGAACACGGUAUUGAAGAGAGAAUCUGCCAACAGAUUACACUUUUUGAGCUGUAAUGCAUGUGGUUCCACCAGAUCGGUAUCGUCUAUUAAGACUGGUUUCCAGGCCCAAAUCGGAAAGAGAAAAAAGUUGUUGAUUUAAUGCUUUUGGCUGCAACUAUCUUUCUCUCAACAAAUAUUCCUCUGUGUAUCAUAUCAUAACAAAUAUACAUUUUCUUGAUCU
This is a messenger RNA of Yamadazyma tenuis ATCC 10573, 958 nucleotides long. It is a transcript of the gene SUI3, whose product is annotated as translation initiation factor eIF2 subunit beta. The record is from RefSeq and is a predicted model, not a curated record. Gene Ontology annotation, molecular function: mRNA binding; translation initiation factor activity; translation initiation factor binding. NCBI's taxonomy places the organism in Eukaryota, Fungi, Ascomycota, Pichiomycetes, Serinales, Debaryomycetaceae. Gene Ontology annotation, biological process: formation of cytoplasmic translation initiation complex; translational initiation; formation of translation preinitiation complex. Gene Ontology annotation, cellular component: eukaryotic translation initiation factor 2 complex.